Messenger RNA from Linum trigynum, 5784 nucleotides. Lineage: Eukaryota; Viridiplantae; Streptophyta; Magnoliopsida; Malpighiales; Linaceae. The record is from the annotation of a GenBank genome assembly.
AUGACGAAUCCGGAGGGGAGCCAUCCACACUUGGUCAGGCGGCCGUCGCGAAGCGCUGCCAUGACAACAUUCUCCACCGAGGUCUUCGACAACUCAGUCGUCCCUUCCUCCUUGGAGUCUAUCAAGCCGAUUCUUCGUGUAGCCAAUGAGAUCCAAAAUGAGCGUCCUCGCGUUGCCUAUCUCUGUCGGUUUUACGCAUUUGAGAAGGCUCAUCGGCUGGAUCCCAGUUCCAGUGGACGUGGUGUAAGGCAGUUCAAAACAGCCUUACUGCAAAGAGUCGAAAGGGAAAACGCAUCCAGUAUCGCCUCCCGGGUUAAAAAAACGGAUGCGCGGGAAAUCCAGAGCUUCUAUUACCAGUAUUAUAAACAAUAUGUUGAAGCACUUGAGCAGGGCGAGCAAGCAGACAGAGCUCAACUUGGCAAGGCCUAUCAGACAGCAGGAGUUCUUUUUGAAGUACUUUGCGCCGUUAAUAAGACUGAGAAGGUUGAAGAGGUUGCUCCUGAGAUUAUUGCGGCGGCUAGAGAUAUCCAAGAAAAGAAGGAAAUCUAUGCACCAUACAAUAUUCUUCCACUGGAUUCUGCCGGGGCUUCCCAGUCAAUUAUGCAACUCGAGGAGGUCAAGGCUGCAGUUGCAGCGCUAUGGAAUACCCGAGGAUUGUCAUGGCCAUCAGCUUUUGAACAGCACAGGCAGAAAGCAGGGGAUCUGGACCUUCUUGAUUGGUUAAGGGCCAUGUUUGGCUUCCAGAGAGACAGUGUUCGGAACCAGAGGGAGCAUCUGAUAUUGCUACUUGCCAACAACCAUAUAAGGCUCCACCCCAAGCCUGAACCUCUUAAUAAGCUUGAUGAAAGAGCUGUAGAUGCAGUAAUGAAUAAGAUUUUUAAGAACUACAAAAAUUGGUGCAAAUUUUUAGGAAAAAAACACAGUUUACGACUUCCUCAAAGCCAGCCGGAAAUCCAGCAAAGAAAAAUACUUUACAUGGGGUUGUACCUUCUUAUCUGGGGUGAAGCAGCCAACGUCCGGUUCAUGCCAGAGUGUCUUUGCUACAUCUUUCACAAUAUGGCCUAUGAACUCCAUGGCUUAUUAGCUGGAAAUGUGAGCAUUGUAACUGGAGAAAAUAUCAAGCCUUCUUAUGGCGGAGAUGAUGAGGCAUUUCUUAGAAAAGUUAUAACACCAAUCUACCGAGUAAUAGCAAAGGAAGCAAGUAAGAGUCAAAAUGGUACAGCUUCUAGUACAGCAUGGUGCAACUAUGAUGAUCUUAAUGAAUAUUUCUGGUCAUCUGAUUGCUUCUCUCUUGGUUGGCCUAUGCGUGAUGAUGGUGCAUUCUUUAAAUCAACACGCGAUGAAGCUAAGGGAAAGAAGGCGCCUCCAGGAAAUUCUGGAAGCACGGGAAAAUCAUAUUUUGUUGAAACUCGAACCUUUUGGCACAUAUUUCGAAGCUUUGACAGAUUGUGGACGUUUUAUGUGCUAGCCUUUCAGUUGAUGAUCAUCUAUGCCUGGAGUGGAGUAGCAAUACAAAAUAUACUCAGAAGGGAUGUUCUGUAUUACCUAUCGAGUAUUUUCAUCACAGCGGCCUUUCUUCGGUUCCUUCAGAGUAUUCUUGACAUUGUUCUCAACUUCCCUGGAUAUCAUAGAUGGAAAUUUACGGAUGUUCUGAGGAACAUUCUUAAGAUCAUUGUUAGUUUUGCAUGGGCUGUCAUUCUUCCACUCUGUUAUUCGGGAAACCUCAAGCAAGUGAGUGGUUUCACAAGGGGAAUGGAUUUCCUCCGCACAGUGAAGAGUAUUCCUCCGGUAUACUUGUUUGCCGUAGUUGUAUACAUGGUCCCAAAUAUCUUGGCGGCUUCUUUGUUCAUCUUCCCCAUGCUUAGAAGAUGGAUUGAGAACUCAGACUGGCUCAUUAUCAGAUUCCUGUUGUGGUGGUCACAGCCAAGGAUUUAUGUCGGAAGGGGAAUGCAUGAAAGUCAAUUUUCACUUAUAAAGUAUACUAUUUUUUGGCUGUUGCUUUUGGGUUCCAAGUUCACGUUCAGCUACUUUAUCCAGAUAAAGCCUCUAGUAAAACCAACAAAAGACAUCAUGAACAUUCGACAUGUAGAGUAUACUUGGCAUGAGAUUUUCCCUUAUGCUCGCCACAACUACGGCGCGGUUUUGUCACUCUGGGCACCAACAAUCUUGGUCUAUUUCAUGGAUACACAAAUUUGGUAUUCUAUAUACUCAACCAUAUAUGGUGGUUUUGAGGGAGCAGUGGAUCGCCUAGGAGAGAUACGAACUCUGGGUAUGCUGAGGUCACGGUUUCAGUCAUUGCCAGGUGCAUUUAAUGCAUAUCUGGUGCCUUCGGACAAGGCGCAGAAAAAAGGAUUUUCUCUGUCGAAGAGAUUUGCUGAGGUUUCAGCCAAUAGGAGAAGUGAAGCUGCCAAAUUCGCCCAGUUGUGGAAUGAAGUGAUAACCAGUUUCCGUGAAGAAGAUCUUAUCAGUGACAGGAAAGGCUGUACAAGCAAGAUAAAUAAUAUGGAUUUGUUACUAGUUCCUUAUACAUCAGAUCCUAGCAUCAAGUUGAUCCAGUGGCCACCGUUUUUGCUUGCAAGCAAGAUCCCUAUAGCUCUGAAUAUGGCAGCACACUUCCGAUCAAAGGAUGCUGACUUAUGGAAACGUAUAUGUGCAGACGAGUACAUGAAAUGUGCUGUUAUUGAGUGCUAUGAAUCCUUCAAACAAGUCCUCAAUAUUUUGGUCGUUGGGGAAAAUGAAAAGAGGAUAAUUGGCAUCAUCAUCAAAGAAAUAGAGAGUCAUGUUUCAAAGAGUACACUUCUUGCAAACUUCAGAAUGGCCUCGUUACCAGCUCUUUGUGAAAAAGUUGUAGUGCUUGUGGGAAUCCUGAAAGAUGGUGAUCCUUCCAAGAGAGAUGAUGUGGUGCUGUUGCUUCAAGACAUGUUGGAAUUGGUCACCCGGGAUCUGAUGGUGAACGAGAAUCGUGAAUUAGUAGACCUUGGACAUAGUGGCAAGGAUUCAGGAAGACAACUUUUUGCUGGUACAGAUCAGAGACCUGCUGUAGUGUUUCCUCCCCCAGCUUCUGCCCAGUGGGAUGAACAGAUAAGACGGUUGCAUCUUCUUUUGACGGUAAAAGAAUCUGCCAUGGAUGUACCAACUAAUCUUGAAGCACGCAGGAGGAUUGCAUUUUUCACGAACUCCUUGUUCAUGGAUAUGCCACGUGCUCCACGAGUUCGCAAAAUGCUUUCAUUUAGUGUUAUGACCCCAUACUAUAGUGAGGAAACUGUCUACUCUAAAUCUGACCUUGAAAUGGAAAAUGAAGAUGGUGUGUCCAUUAUAUACUAUUUGCAAAAAAUCUAUCCAGACGAAUGGACAAACUUCAUGGAGCGAAUUAAUUGUAAGAAAGAGAGUCAAGUUUGGGAAAAUGAAGAAAAUAUCUUGCAGAUCCGCCAUUGGGCCUCCUUAAGGGGCCAAACACUCUGUCGCACAGUCAGAGGAAUGAUGUAUUAUAGAAGAGCUCUGAAACUUCAGGCUUUCCUUGACAUGGCUAAUGAGAGUGAGAUAUUAGCUGGCUAUAAAGCUAUUACAAACCCAUCUGAGGAAGACAAGAAAAGUCAACGAUCUCUCUCUGCUCAGUUGGAGGCAGUAGCUGACAUGAAAUUCACAUAUGUGGCCACUUGCCAGAUUUAUGGAAAUCAGAAGCGAAAAGGAGAUCGCCAUGCAACAAACAUCCUGAAUUUGAUGGUUAACAAUCCUUCUCUCCGUGUUGCAUAUAUCGACGAAAUAGAAGAGCGAGAUUCUGGAAAAUCACAAAAAGUUUAUUACUCAGUGCUGGUCAAAGCUUUUGAUAAUCUUGAUCAGGAAAUUUAUCGUAUCAAACUGCCGGGUUCAGCAAAACUAGGUGAAGGAAAGCCUGAAAAUCAGAAUCAUGCUGUAGUAUUUACUAGAGGGGAGGCCAUGCAAGCCAUUGAUAUGAAUCAGGAUAACUAUCUAGAAGAAGCUUUCAAAGUGCGCAACCUUCUUGAAGAAUUUCAUGAGGAUCAUGGGGUGCGACCACCUACAAUUUUAGGUGUCCGUGAGCAUAUUUUUACUGGAAGUGUUUCUUCUUUGGCUUGGUUCAUGUCAAAUCAAGAAACAAGUUUCGUCACCCUUGGUCAAAGAGUUCUUGCUCGGCCCUUGAAGAUACGAUUCCAUUACGGGCAUCCAGAUGUGUUUGACAGAAUUUUCCACAUAACCCGUGGGGGUGUCAGCAAGGCUUCUCGUGGCAUCAACUUGAGUGAGGAUAUCUUCGCCGGAUUCAAUUCAACUCUCCGAAGAGGAAACGUCACCCACCAUGAGUACAUUCAAGUUGGCAAAGGUCGAGAUGUUGGGCUUAACCAAAUCUCCUUGUUUGAAGCCAAAGUAGCAUGCGGUAAUGGCGAGCAAACACUCAGCAGGGACAUCUAUAGACUAGGCCAUCGUUUUGAUUUCUUCCGUAUGUUGUCGUUUUACUAUACGACCAUCGGUUUCUACAUAAGCUCAAUGAUGGUGGUCCUCACAGUUUAUGCCUUCUUAUAUGGGAGACUGUAUUUAGCACUGAGUGGAUUGGAAGGUUCCAUAAUCAAGUUCGCAAAGCACAGAGGAGACACUGCACUGAAAUCAGCAAUGGCUUCGCAGUCCGUGGUCCAGCUAGGCCUCCUCACCGCGUUGCCCAUGGUCAUGGAGAUGGGCCUCGAGAGAGGCUUCCGAACAGCACUAGGUGAUAUCAUUAUUAUGCAACUACAGCUAGCCUCCGUCUUCUUCACCUUCUCCCUAGGAACACGUACCCACUACUACGGCCGUACUGUCCUCCAUGGUGGCGCCAAGUACCGAGCAACCGGUCGUGGCUUCGUCGUCCGCCAUGAGAAGUUUGCUGAAAACUAUCGUAUGUACUCGAGAUCCCACUUCGUCAAGGCCCUGGAGCUCAUGCUGCUCCUUAUAUGCUACCAGAUAUAUGGUAAAGCCGUGACCGGCCAGGUAGCUUACGUGCUCCUCACGGCUUCCAUGUGGUUCCUGGUUGGGUCGUGGCUAUUCGCUCCUUUCCUGUUCAAUCCUUCAGGAUUCGAGUGGCAGAAGGUCGUUGACGAUUGGGAUGACUGGACUAAGUGGAUAGGCAGCCGGGGAGGGAUUGGUGUGCCUGCGAAUAAGAGCUGGGAGUCGUGGUGGGAAGAGGAACAAGAGCACCUCCAGUACACGGGGAUCUCUGGGCAGAUUUGUGAGGUCAUCCUUGCUUUACGUUUCUUCAUCUAUCAGUACGGCAUCGUUUACCAGCUGAAAGUCACCCAAGCCACGUCUGCUGGACGAGAACAUAGCCUAUCUGUCUAUGGAUUGUCAUGGCUGGUCAUUGUCGCUCUUAUGGUAAUCCUGAAGAUUGUGUCGACGGGUAGAAAGAAGUUCAGCGCUGACUUCCAGCUAAUGUUCAGACUUCUCAAGUUCGUGCUCUUCAUUGGUUUCGUGGUCACACUCAUCAUCCUCUUCACUACACUCCAUCUCACAGUAGGAGAUGUGUUUCAGAGCUUGUUGGCCUUCCUCCCUACCGGCUGGGCACUUCUACAGAUAUCGCAAGCGUGCAAGCCGAUAGUGAAGGGGUUGAAGAUGUGGGGAUCGGUGAAGGCAUUGGCGAGAGGGUACGAGUACAUGAUGGCGUUGGUCCUCUUCCUCCCCAUAGCAGUCCUAGCCUGGUUCCCGUUCGUGUCCGAGUUCCAGAACAGGCUUCUGUUCAACCAAGCCUUCAGCAGAGGUCUCCAGAUCCAACGGAUCCUCUCCGGCGGGAAGAAGCACAAGUAA